Molecule: messenger RNA, 851 nt
Organism: Callorhinchus milii (elephant shark)
Lineage: Eukaryota; Metazoa; Chordata; Chondrichthyes; Chimaeriformes; Callorhinchidae
Gene: rasd3
Product: RASD family member 3
Exons: 1
Coding region: 72-701 (209 amino acids)
Molecular function (GO): GTP binding; GTPase activity
Source: RefSeq, a predicted model, not a curated record
GAGCUCGGUGAGGAUAUAAGGAGCAGGAGCAGGGCGGCUGGAGCACAGACAGCAGCUGUCACUCACUGGCAAUGUCUAUGGUGGUUGAGAAGCAGAGGGUGCGCCUGGUGUUCCUGGGAUCCGCUGGUGUGGGCAAGACGGCACUCGUGCAGCGCUUCCUGGGGAACACGUUCGACCCCAGACACAGGCGGACGGUGGAGGAGCUGCACUGCCUGCAGUGCCAGACUGACAGCUCCCAGGGCUGGGUGGAGAUCAUGGACACCAGCGGCAGUUACUCCUUCCCAGCCAUGCGCCAACUCUGCAUCCGCCAUGGCGAUGUCUUUGCCCUGGUAUACUCUGCCGAGGAGCCCGAAUCGUUCGAGGAGAUCAAGCGACUACGGGAGCAGAUCCUAGCGGUGAAGCAGGACCAGCCCAGCACACCGAUGGUGGUAGUGGCUAACAAGGCAGACUUGGCCCAGGACAGACUAGGCUCGGCACAGGACAUGAUAGCGGCCAUGGUGCAGUUGGACUGGGGUUGUAGUUUCCUGGAGACUUCAGCCAAACACAACCACAAUGUGUUGACCCUCUUCAAGGAGCUCCUACUGCAGGUCCAGCUGCCCAGCAUGCUGAGGUCUACCCUAGACCGCAGGAGAGACACCUUCCCCAGGGAGAGCCAGCCCAGACCCAUCGGCAGCAAGAGCCACAGUUGUGCCAUCUCCUAGCCCCAAACCCAAUGACCAAAGUCGGGACAGUUUGUUGAAUGAUUUUCUCCAGAUUGGACAAUGAAGGAAUGUAUGUAACUCGGUUUUAUCUGAGAAUGUUCGGAUGAGCUGUUAAACCGAAGUCCCAUCUCCCUGUUCAGGUGGACAUUA